Molecule: messenger RNA, 558 nt
Organism: Pocillopora verrucosa
Lineage: Eukaryota; Metazoa; Cnidaria; Anthozoa; Scleractinia; Pocilloporidae
Product: mitochondrial import inner membrane translocase subunit Tim10-B-like
Biological process (GO): protein insertion into mitochondrial inner membrane
Cellular component (GO): mitochondrial inner membrane
Source: RefSeq, a predicted model, not a curated record
GGCCAGAGGAGGACAACGAAAUAUCUUCUUCCCACUCUUUCCUUCCGUUACUUUUCUCGUUGACCUACGUCACGUUUCGUGUAUUAUUACACGACAGAAUACCCUCCAGUGGCUAGCCUGCGGUCUUACCCAAUAGAAGCAGUUUCAAAAUGGCGGUCAAACACGUGUGAGAGCCAUCAGCCCAAAUUUUCUUUACAAGAAUAGUCAAACAUAGCUAUUGAUACAAUCAUGGACCCGGCUAAGGCACAGAUGGUUGCAGAACUGGAAAUAGAAAUGAUGACAGACUUAUAUAACAGAUUAACUGUGGCUUGUCAGAAGAAGUGUAUAUCUCCAAAAUACAAAGAGGGUGAUCUAACAAAAGGAGAAUCAGUGUGCCUGGAUCGGUGUGUGGCUAAAUAUUUGGAAAUACAUGAUAGGAUUGGCAAAAAACUAACAGCCAUGUCUAUGCAAGAUGAACAGCUAAUGAGUCAGCUUCAAGGUCAGGCACAAGGAGGGAACUAGGAGGAUCUGAAAAUUUUUAUUAAUUGAAAGAGAGACACUUUGGAAUCAGCUUUGAAA